Messenger RNA from Haliaeetus leucocephalus (bald eagle), 997 nucleotides. It is a transcript of the gene TAGLN2, whose product is annotated as transgelin 2. Gene Ontology annotation, molecular function: protein binding. The record is from RefSeq and is a predicted model, not a curated record. Lineage: Eukaryota; Metazoa; Chordata; Aves; Accipitriformes; Accipitridae. The transcript is spliced from 4 exons. The coding region runs from base 21 to 620 and encodes 199 amino acids.
AGACCCCCCCUGCCGUCAGCAUGGCAAACCGGGGACCAUCAUACGGCCUCAGCCGGGAGGUGCAGCAGAAGAUCGACCGGCAAUAUGACCCCGAGCUAGAGCAGAUCCUGGUGCGGUGGAUCCUGGCGCAGUGUGGCGGGGACGUCGCGCAGCCAGCACCUGGCAGGGACGGCUUCCAGCAGUGGCUGAAGGACGGCACUGUGCUGUGCCGGCUCAUCAACAGCCUGCACCCACGGGGCCAGGGGCCAGUGGCCAAGAUCCAGGCAUCCACCAUGGCCUUCAAGCAGAUGGAACAGAUCUCACAGUUCCUUCAGGCAGCCGAGCGCUAUGGCAUCGCUGCCACCGAUAUCUUCCAGACCGUUGACCUCUGGGAAGGGAAGAACAUGGCGUGCGUGCAGAGGACCUUGAUGAACCUGGGCAGCCUGGCCGUGGCCAAGGGCGACGGGCUCUUUGUGGGAGACCCCAACUGGUUCCCCAAGAAGUCGCAGGAGAACCGGCGCGUCUUCUCCGAGGACAAGCUGAAGGAGGGCCAGAGCGUCAUCGGGCUGCAGAUGGGCACCAACCGGGGUGCCUCACAGGCUGGCAUGACCGGCUAUGGCAUGCCCCGCCAGAUCCUCUGAGCGCCUACGCCGCCCCCCGGCUGCCGCCGGCACGGCCCCCCCAGGCCCUGCCUGUGAAGGGCCCCCCGGGGCCAGCCCCCAAACUGCCUUCCCCCCCCCCGCCCUUAUGGACCAGCCAGCUGUUCCCCAGCCUGGGCGCCCACCCCCCUGCCAGUAUUUCCAGGACCAAAGUCUUUUUUUAUUAUUAUUAUUUUGCUGGGCACGUGUGAGGGAAGGGGGCUGCCGCACUGCCCCCCCCACCGCUGCACCUGCAACCCCCCAGUGCCUUGGGGGCCGUGGUGCCACCCCAGCUCUGCCACUGUGCUGGGGGGGCAACCCCCCCCCCCCCAAUAAAUGGCUCCUCUUCUUUCCAGGCCUGGAUAGUCAUGAUGGCGGGA